Messenger RNA from Triplophysa dalaica, 3457 nucleotides. RefSeq names its product drebrin-like protein B. Gene Ontology annotation, molecular function: actin filament binding. Bases 210 to 2375 code for a protein of 721 amino acids. The record is from RefSeq and is a predicted model, not a curated record. NCBI's taxonomy places the organism in Eukaryota, Metazoa, Chordata, Actinopteri, Cypriniformes, Nemacheilidae. The transcript is spliced from 16 exons. Gene Ontology annotation, cellular component: site of polarized growth; postsynaptic density; lamellipodium. Gene Ontology annotation, biological process: neuron projection morphogenesis; postsynaptic actin cytoskeleton organization; positive regulation of dendritic spine morphogenesis.
GUGAAGUUUUCCAGAAGAACUGAUGCAGUUGAAACAUCACCCGUGUGCGGCUGUACGCCUUCACCUCUCCACCAGCGUGACUUCCACAACUUUAAGAUUGCGUUUACACUUCCUUGCAUGCCAGAUCCGAUAAGGUAGCUCGUUUUACUAGAGAAAGAGAGUUGAAGAGUGCUGUUUUUAGGAGUACACAGAAUAACUCCAGCAUCAGGAUGCGAGCGAUUAACUUGGACACGUACAGCCUGUCUCUGCUGACUGCUAAAGAAGACAUCCUGAAUCCCCGAGCAUCCACCAACUGGGCAUUAUUUACAUAUGAUGGACUGACCAACAAUCUUAAACUCUCUGAUUCAGGAGCUGGAGGUUUGACAGAACUUGUUGGGAAAUUUCACAACGGCACGGCCAUGUAUGGCCUGUGCAGGAUGGGAUUGACAGAAACAGGACAACCACAGAUUAUCAUGGUCUGCUGGUUUGGUGAGAGCGUGGAUGAGCUCCGCAAAGAAGAAUGUACCAGCCACGUGCCCGCCAUCAAGACCUUCUUCAAGGAGGCCCAAGUAUUCAUUACAGCCUCAAACCAAGAUGAGGUGACAGAGGAGAAGAUAAAAUCUGCCACUGAAAUGAUUCGAACACCAGUAGAGAGAUCAAGGAGACCCUCAAGGGCAAUGGAUAAGGAGGAGACUGUGGGUACCAACUACAAGAAGACAAAUGCUGCCAUGGAGAUGAGAAGGAUUAACAGAGACUCCUUCUGGGCACGAGCAGAGCGUGAGGAAGAGGAGAGAAAGGAAAAAGAACGUCGGCGGGCUGUAGAAGACAGACGCCGCUGGGAGAAAGAGAGGAUUCUGAAGGAAAAAAAAGAGGCAGACGAAAGAGACAGAAAGAUGGAAGAAAAGCUCAAAAUGAUCGAAGAGGAAAGGAGAACCCAAGCAGAGCUUGAAGAAGAAGCUAAAAAGGAAGAGAAAUCGAGAUGGGAGCAGCAGCAGAGAGAACAUGAGGAGGACAUGAGAGCAUGCCUCAGACGCAGCGAAUCCAUCGAGAAAGCAGCAGAGGCAGCAGCACUUGUUUCCCAGCGUUCUCUCAAUCCCAGGGAGUUCUUCAGACAGUUAUCAGCAUCCUCACAAAAUUCCUCCAGCCCUGGAUCACCACGUUCAGUCAAAUCUCCAUUCCGCCGCUACCAGCGCAGUUUGACAGACACGGCCUUCAUCUUUGAGAGGAGCAAUUCCAGUUCAGGUCCCACUUCUCCUCUCAGUCCCACUGUAAGGUCUCCGUUCUCUCGAACCCCAAACACAUCCCAAAGGCGUCCAGCAUCUCCACUUAGUCCAUUCUACCGUACAGUCCCUUCACCACAGCAGCCUGAAACAUCUCCUCCAUCACCACCUGCUCAAUGCUCUGUUCCACCCGUAUCACCAUUACCCAGUCUGCCUGUUUCCGGACCCUCUCCAGCCCAGUCAUCACCACCUAGCCAGCCACCUCCUCAACUUCCAGUCCACUAUUCAGCUUCCCCCGCAUCACCGAAGCUGCCAGAGUGUCAAGAUGAGUCAUUCACCACUGAUAUUACCAGAGAGGAACAGGUUACUGAGUCUGAUAACAAACUGCACUUUAGGGAGGUUGUAACAGGCUCUCCAAUGCUGCCUGAACUUCAGUCAGAAACACACUUCACUGCCAAAGCUGUGCUGGUUGAAGAAGAUGAAGAAGAGGUGGAGGAACCAGAAGAACCAUCAGUCACGUCAACUGCACCUUCAGAAACCAAGAUGCUUGCAAACUAUGAAAAUGUCCCUGAGGAGCAAGAAUUGGAAGCAGAAUGUCAGGAUGAAGAAGGCUCUGAAGAGCAGCCUGCCGCUGAGUCUGAGGAAUUACAGCCGCAUGUGGACCAGUCAGGACCUGCACUGCCCAGAACAGUGAUACCAAGAUUAGUAGAGCUCUCUGAGAAAAACAAGGUUGACGACGACCUGCCAGAAAACCAAGAGCAAUGUGUGAAAGUAGCAGAAUAUAAUCUGAUGGCUGACGACGAUGAAUCAGAAUGUGAAAGACCACUGAAUGGUACAGAAGAGCAUGUUGAUGAAUCUGAGCACAGCACACCGGAGAGGUGCAGUUACACAGUGAAUCGUGAGACAGAUGAAGAACUGAAAGAAAACGGAGAAGUACAUACAAAACCGGACAACAUAAUGCGCAAUAUUUACAGUCAACCAUCUACACCAUCACCAGAAAGACUUCUGCGUGUAAGAGCUUUAUAUGACUACCAAGCAGAGGAUGAUACCGAACUCUCUUUUGAACCUGGUGACAUCAUUAGUGAUGUGGAAACGAUUGACAAAGCCUGGUGGAGAGGUUCCAGUGAAGAUGGGCGUCAGGGUCUUUUCCCUGCCAACUACGUGGAGACCAUCUGAAAGACUUUUUCUUUUAAGACGGUUCAUCACCCCCCUUUUCUUCCUACUGAUUCUCAGGGACCAAACCUCACAACCCAGUCUAUGAGGAUAGACAAAGCACUCUGAGACUAAAAACACAUAAAAAAGGUUUGGGAAGAAAAUGUUAACAGACAGAACUUGGCCAACAGACCAACCAAAAAAGUCUUUAAAGAUUAGAUAUGAAUUCAGUACAAUUUCUGUUAGAAAUGUAUACAUUUAGCAUCGUUUUAUUUGUACAUUACAUCGAAUAUGAUAACACAUUUUUACCCACGUGCUAAAUCAUAUAAGAACGUGGUAGUUUCUGCUCAUAAUAAUGUUCCCUUCACACUUUUAAUUUGCACAGAUGUUUACAAAUAAGUCAUUUCCAGAGACCAGUAUGAUAAUAUUUUGACAUUUGUCAACAAAUUUGCUUUUCAAAUCUGCUAUAAACAGAAAGCGAUAACCAAACCUGUGAAAUUGUAGUUCGUUGACAGAAAAUAGCCUAAUGGUUUAACUAAUGCUACUCCCAAAAUGUUGCCAUAAAGGCACUUUAGGCCUCCUUGAUGUCUGUGUAAAAUGAAAACCAUUUACAUUUAGAAUGAGUAUACUUUAGGCUGAACCUGCCAGCCAUUGCAUAUUUUUUCUUUCAGAAUGUCUCCAUAAACAAUAAAACAAGAUGUCCACUCUUAUGUAAAUACUAUAAACUACACAUGGUUUUUCUAUGUAAUUUAUUUAUCUCCGACUAUGAAAAUAUAAAUAUUCCCUCCGAGUGAGGGUCGGUCUUUGGAACUUUCGUGGAUUUCAGUAAAAGGUAGUUUUUUAAACUAACACAUUUUCUUUGUAUCAACACUAUAUAAAAUAAUACAACUAUCACAACACAUUUAGUUUGUGUACAUCAUAGUUUUUCUUUUUCCACAGCAACAGUAAUGGAUAAUUUUCUUAGUUUCUUGCACAGCUAAUACAAUGUUUGCAAUAUCAUUAUCAUCAAGGAAUUAUUAUCCAGUGCAUGUAUGUUAAUGCAUGAGAUCACAUUAAAGGGAUUCACUUUACUGGGUCAAAAUAAAGUUUAUGUUCACCAUCUUUUA